AUGUCUUCAAUUUUCACCUCCCCUCCUCGUAUCCCUCCACCACCUAUCCCAGGGAAAUCACCCGCCCGCAACGCGCUGCCAACCGCCUCACGUAACCCGACCACCGCAUUAACGCCCACCCCACCCAAACGCAAACCAUCUCUAGCAUCUCCAUCUCCACCUACGCCGCUUAUACCAUCUUUUAACGCCGCUACUUCUCGGCAGCCGACGACCCCGGUCCCGCCGCAGAGUCAAAGUCAGAUUCAGAACCAAAGUCAAUACGUAACGAUCUUCCAACGCCCAACGUGUGCCACGUCCUCCCCUGACUCGCCAACAUCCCGCGCGAUGAUGAAGAGAUUGUUGGCCAAGCCUGCUGCGCCUGCAUUGUAUAGCGGGAGUGAGAGUGAGGGAAGGAGUGUGGGUGUGAUGAAGAGGGCUGCUACCGUUGAUGGGAAGGGGAGUGUGAAGAGGAGUGAGGAUAGGGCUGAACGGAGGGUGAAUGAGGAGAAACGGCGUGCAGCCACUAUGACGAGCGAGCAGAGGAUUCGGAUGACUGGGAACGGGAGUGAUAACGACGGAAGGGGAACUAGCGGACGACGUAUUCAAGAAAUGCCGCUAAACGAAAGAAGGACUUUUGGAAAACCAGAGGAGAAACAACGUAAACUCCUACGUCGAAAACCAUCGUCAUCACGUGUUACCUCUCCAAGCAGCUCACCCAGUCGUGCUGUUGGAAGUUCCAAUACGAAUACGACGAUCAAGAGAAGCGCAUCAGCAGCAGCUUUGACGGUUUCUUCUACGCAUUCACGUGCGCCCUCUCCCAAACCACCGUCAAUUACGCCUGCUAGUGCACUUGUACAAGCGUAUCGUGCACAGGAACAGAGCGAACGUGGCCAUGUCGCCGAUCCUUCAUCCCCUUCUACCCCCUAUGCCUUUUCCUCUUCAGAUCCUAAACACCUCCACGACGACGAUCCCGCUACGCCAUACUACACCGUCUUUGGCUCCUCCUCUGACCGCGUCGUACCAGCCGACAGCUUUGAAGCUCGCGCGGCUGGGUGGAGUUCGGAGGGAUAUUUUCAAUUGGAGGGCGUUAAGCGCUCUGCGACUGUUAAAUCUACUUCUUCUGCUGGUGGGGGGCUGAAGACGCUUACGAGGAAGGUUUCUGGGCGCUGGAAGAAGGCGCAGCAGUACGCGGGGGAGGAAGAGAAGGAGAGGGGGAGGAUAAGGCCGCGCCCGAGUUUACAGAAUCCUGGUUUGAGGAAAAGUGAGACGAGGACGAGGACGAGGAGUUUGGAGGUUGAGGAGAUCGUGUUGGAUGGAGUGGUUAAGCACCCACCCCCAGUGAAGAAAGUGAACGACGAAGAGAGGGGAAGAAGACAUGCUCGACGGCCUAGUUCUGCCGAGAACCCACCCCCAGUGCCAAGCGAAGGGGGAGGAUCAGGGAACAAGCUAUGGAGGCUUAUGAAACGCAUUAGUACAGGUGGUCUGCGUGAUAAGUAUCGUGCGGAGCAGCAGGAGCCUCCUCCCUUACCCCUGCCCCUUCCAGGAUCAGCGUUCACUUCGCCUUCACCGCUGGUUUUGGAGGCGGGGAAAAAACGGGCAUUGGCGAGGUGGUUACCCUCCGCAUCGUCCUCUCGGUCCAGCUCGGUUGGUGGGGACUCUACGAGGUCAAGGGUUCCCACUGCUUCUGCUUUGAAGACUUCUGGAUCGCCUUCACAUCAACAACAAGCACAAGCACAAGCACAAGGAUCGGGAACCACGCGCUCCUCGUCCCCCGUUUCGUCGAGCGACAAAAGCGUGCAAUACCCCCAUUCGAGCACUUCUUCGUUUGGGGUUGUGGAUGUGCAACCUGAACAACCCGUUCCCCCCGUUCCGUCGCUUGUGAACACUUUACGGAAAAACUCGCGGAAGCAGCAGCAGCAACAAAGCGUCAAUGGGGUGGGGAAGUAUAUUGUUCAUCCAAGUCAGCUAUAUAAAGACAUCCCUCCUACGCCUCCUCCGUCUGCUAAGGGACAGUCAAAUCACUUGUCGUUCCGCCAACUCGCCAGGCCAAGGACGGCAGAUUCGGAAGAUUGGAUGAUUGUGCAGAGUCCUAGUGUCGAGUUGCCUUCGUUGCCCUUUCCACCGCGACGUGGGACGACGACGUUGGUUGUUUCUUCUCCGAAUAAAGUGGUUUCUUCAGCUCCUGCUCAACGCGACUCAUCUGCCCCUGCCCUUGCUCGAGACGAUACGGAGAGGACAAGUGGGAAUGGAGGUGGCGGGAGAGAGUCCCCGCUCUUACCUGAAUUUUCGAUAUCAGGGGCGAUUAAUACGUUUAGGCCUAGGAAGAGUGGGGAUAGGGUUGCUUUGAAGCCGCCUCCGCUCUUCGUUCCUCAAGCAGGUUCGUCUACGUCGCCUGGACGUUCGCCAAGUUCACCCAUGCGCUCAGCGAGUUCGCCUACACCGCGCUCGCCUACGUCACCUAAAUCCCCAUCUCAUCAUACGCGGAAAUCGGAAUCCCAUAGUAAUGCCCAGAGGAGGUCCGAGGGCGGGUUGAGUAUACUUACUAUUCGACCUGGGAGGAGGAGGUCUAGUUCGUAUGAUCUUUCGACGACGGAGCCUUUCAAGUCGGAGGGUAGUAAGGCGGAUCGUAUGGGCUCGUUGAACCCCUCACCUGCUACCGCUACCACGUCUCCUAUUUCAUCCAAGAAGUCCCCCGCCUCCAAGACCAAAUCCCCGACGACUCGCGCUUCUACCACCAGCCGCCCUCCAUCCUUGUACACUCCAUCCCGACAUCACACACUCACGGAACAAGAAAAAGCGCAGAGGUGGGACGAUCUGCUGGAGAAGAGUGCGAGAGCUGGAGGGACGCUGCAUUUAGCGGGAGAUUGGGAUGUGAGGCUUCAGAGUGAUUUGUUGAGGUAUUCGAGUACGCCUUCGGAGGUGGAGAUGGCUGGUGUUGGGGUGUUGGGAUGAUGAUGAGAGAAGAGGGGAGGGUGUAUAUACGGUAUCAAGCUAGAAACUAAUUUAUUCUCUUAAUACGCC
Messenger RNA from Laccaria bicolor S238N-H82, 3000 nucleotides. RefSeq lists its product as uncharacterized. Bases 1 to 2931 code for a protein of 976 amino acids. NCBI's taxonomy places the organism in Eukaryota, Fungi, Basidiomycota, Agaricomycetes, Agaricales, Hydnangiaceae. The transcript has a single exon. The record is from RefSeq and is a predicted model, not a curated record.